AUGGGUAAUAGCCGUAGUGGGGCAAAGGACUCUGCUAUGAGAUUCAAGGCACGGGAACCGGCUAGAGCUUACACAAUCCGUACACGAGAGGAAGCUUUAGCACCAGAUGUUAUCACUGGAUUAGACAGAGCAUGUCGAGCAUUUGAGAAUUAUUUUGCAAAGCUUGUAGGAAAGCAAUUAUAUGCUAAGUUUAGGGAAGUCAAAUUUCUAGGACAAGUUGUAACAGCCGAGAGCACCAGAGUUGAUCCGAGCAAAAUUUCAACUGUUGUUGAUUGGAAGCCUCCGAGAAAUGUAUCUAAGGUUAGAAGUUUUUUGGGUUUAGUUGGAUACUAUAGAAGAUUUGUCAAGAGAUUCUCGAUGAUUUUUACACCGUUGAUGAGAUUAUUGGAGAAAGAUGUUAAAUUCAACUGGUUUGAGAAAUGUAAACAAAGCAUUAUUCAAUUAAAAGGAUUGUUAACUGAGGCACUGGUGUUAGCUCAGCCAGAGUCUGGUAAAGAAUUUGUGAUCUAUAGUGAUGCUUCGCUAAAUGGUUUGGGAUGUGUAUUAAUGCAAGAGGGCAAAGUAAUAGCAUAUGCUUCUAGAUAG
Messenger RNA from Gossypium raimondii (Peruvian cotton), 585 nucleotides. RefSeq lists its product as uncharacterized. The coding region runs from base 1 to 585 and encodes 194 amino acids. The transcript has 2 exons. NCBI's taxonomy places the organism in Eukaryota, Viridiplantae, Streptophyta, Magnoliopsida, Malvales, Malvaceae. The record is from RefSeq and is a predicted model, not a curated record.